Molecule: messenger RNA, 3942 nt
Organism: Corythoichthys intestinalis (scribbled pipefish)
Lineage: Eukaryota; Metazoa; Chordata; Actinopteri; Syngnathiformes; Syngnathidae
Gene: setdb2
Product: SET domain bifurcated histone lysine methyltransferase 2
Exons: 10
Coding region: 272-2005 (577 amino acids)
Biological process (GO): negative regulation of gene expression; heterochromatin organization
Cellular component (GO): nucleus
Molecular function (GO): protein binding; histone H3K9 methyltransferase activity; zinc ion binding
Source: RefSeq, a predicted model, not a curated record
UAAAUACGGUACAUUCAUGAAAGAAAGAAAUGGGAAAACUACAAUACAUUUGAUUACUACUGUGCUUAAUGAUUAACAAUUACAUUGAAGAUAUGCCGAUUAUAUCAGGCUCACAGCUUUUUAAGAUUGGUAGAUGGCGGCCUUUAAAUUAAAUCGAGUUAUUUAACCUAAUAGCUAAUGCGACCUACGGAAGAGGAACGCCUGCUAGUUUAGCUUAGCGGUUCUCUCAUUUUAGCUAACUAUUUAACAAUUAUUUCACUCUCGGGUUCAAAUGGAGGAUUCAUUUGAUCAUGCUGCUGAGAUUUCAGAUCGGGCCAAAGCAUUCUGGGCCAGGGAAGAUGUGGAUCAUGUGUUUAAUAUUAUGUUCAAUCGUCUAGAUCAACUUCGUGAAGUCCUGAGGGCAAACACUGCAACUGACAAAGAACGGGUUGAGGCGUUGAAGAUAUACGAAUGCCUGGAGUGGAAGACUGCGUUCCCUGUGAGCAACACUCCAGUGGUUCAGAUGGUCAUUGGUGCUGAUGGCCAAUGUAUACACCACAAUUGUGUGCCCUCUCUUCCUCCAUCAAUGGGUGAAGAUCUGCCUCCGCUGCUGCUCAUGCAGCCGCCGUACAAAUUGCACGUGUGCUCCAAGAUGUGCUUGCCUUCUUUACUUGCCACGAAUCGGUCCACCGUUUCGUAUCGAACUCAGAACCCGCUAAAGGUACCGCUGCUAUGCGGUUUCAAGAGGAUGAUGGCCACGCCAGUGAGAACAUCUUGCGGGGGUAGGGUCAUCGAACUUCAGCAGAAAUAUGGCAAGGAUGAGGAGGAGUAUGAUGACAAUGAACACAGAGACAUCAUUUACAAAGCUCCUUGUGGGCACAGCCUCCGUAAUUAUGACGACGUGAUGCGCUUCCUGUUGGCCACUGAAAGCUUUGAUGUAUUGCAGCUGGACUACUUCUCCUUCAACAAGGCAGUGCAGUUGGAUGCAGUGGAACUACAGAGCAGCCAGUUAGACCUGAGUCGCGGCUCUGAACCGGUAUCAGUGGAGCUGUGUUUUGGCCCCGGUGAUUCCCGGCCAGCUGAUUUCCGCUAUAGAAAGGAGCGCUGGCCACAUGGCUGUUUCUUGACCCGUGGGCCCGUGUUUCACACUUGUUGCGAGUGCACAGAUGGGUGUUUGGACGCGCAACGGUGCUCCUGCGUCGCCAUGACGGGAGUUGGAAAGCAUUACGACUAUCAUAGACUCACCCAUCCCUUGCCGUCUGGGUUAUAUGAGUGCGGGCCAUGGUGCAGCUGCGAUCGUGCCCGUUGUCAGAAUCGACUCGUCCAAAGAGGAAUCCGGGUCCGCCUGCAAGUGUUCUGGACAGAGCGUUGUGGCUGGGGUGUGCGUUGCUGCGAUGACUUGGAUGCUGGGACGUUUGUGUGCAUAUAUGCAGGUGUGAUCCUGCAGAGAGCCCACCGACCAAUUGAGCCUCCAGCACCAAAAAUGAGCAGGGUCGAACUGCCGUCAGAUGAUGAGGUGGAGGUGGUCACAGAGUGGCUAGCACCCCCCAUAGUGGAGGGGACCAACUUGCUGGAAAACACGGAUCCCCCCACUUCAUCACCACUGCAUGUCCCAGUAAUACAGAGACCCGCCGACAUCAACGCACAUCAGAAAGACAAGGCGAAGCAUGCUUCAGUCACACAAAAUGACACCGACGGCCAUGGAACGAGAUUGAAAAUAAGCAAAAACCCAGAUGACCUGUAUUUGUUGGAUGCCAGAAAGGAAGGAAACGUUAGCCGCUUCAUCAAUCACAGCUGUCAGCCAAACCUCUUCAUUCAGAAUGUCUUCACAGACUCGCAUCACCCAAAUUUCCCUCUCGUUGCUUUUUUCACCAACAGUGUGGUGAAGGGAGGAACUGAACUGACAUGGAAUUAUGCUUCGGACACACACACGCUAUCUCUGGCCCAACAACGGGAAGUGCCCUGCGUGUGUGGCAGUGACGGCUGCUUGGGUCAAUUCCUGGAGGAGAACCUUUGUGAAACGUGAGCUUGGAUUUUGUGAAACUAUGGGGGCCUUGUGACCACAACACUUUUAUACUUUUAAAUCUGCUGUUUUUUAAUAAAACUUCACAGUCAAAAAAAUGAGUUUCAUCUAGUAAAGCAAAUACUGUGACAUCCGGCAUGUCUGCCAAUAUCGGAGUACAAUUUUUUAUUUCGGGUAAGGAAAAUAUAGACUGGAACGCACCCAUUUAUUGAUUUAACAUGUCAGCUCACCAAGCAGUCUAGUUUGGUGGCCUGAGUGUAAGAAAUAACAGAUGCAAAGUCCAUCUGAGCACAUACAGACACAGUCUGGAUAGAACAACAAAAAAAUUCUACAAACGGGCGACCGUUAAUGAACCAAAGCAGAUGUUUCUGCGGCGCCUGUAUUCAGUCUUGUAAGAUCUGAGUGUAGAUGUUUAAGCUUGAAUGGUGCUCUUGGCGCUGAAAGCCAUGUAGUAGAGAAGGAUUCCCAUGAGCGCUGCUACCACCUCAGUAGAAACCCACGGGCCACUCCACACACCCUGAAGGCACAACGGUACAACAUCAGUAGAUUACUAACUUCGUUUUACAGUGCCACAAAAUGACAAUGUGCACUAUUUACAUAUAAAGGCUAUUUUAGGUCUAACCUGGAAGACAGUAUUUUAGGAAAUUAUACAUUUUAAAACAAAGUUUCCCAUCGAUGAUCUAGAAGUUACUCAAGUUGAAUAAGGCUCACCCUAUGGUCCACGUUGACCAAGAAUAGAGGCUUGAUGGCAUUCACAUCUUCAUUGUUUCGUUGGGCCUAAAAAAUACACAUCCUUAUUUCAAACCAAGACCAAAAAAAAAAAAAAAAAAAAAAAAAAUCAAAUUUCUUAGUCACUAACACGAACCUUGCGAAGCGCACUGUAGGAUUCCUCGUCAAAAAACUUGACCUGAUAGGUUCCUGAACUGGCCUCUUUGUGAGGAAGACUCCAGGAUACCUAAAGUAAAAAAGUAUUUUAUUGUCAAUUUUUGCACUACGAUGUUCAGUAUUUCAUUAUGGAAGUAACUUGCCCAUAAUCUGCAGUUUAACUGCACAAAAUCUCCACCCAAUUGAAGUUUAUCAAAACGUGGUGUUUGUGUCUAACACCUACUUCCCCCUUACCUACAAUGUACUGGAUCUUUAUGGAAACUGUAAUGAUACCUGGUACUUGCCAACAUCCUGGCCUCUGGUCACAGGAAACUGUCUUCCAUUGACGUCAGCAUACAGGGUAACACUCUGCAAAGGGCCGCAAAUAUAGGCAAUACUUUAACAUCAAGUAAUAGGUAAAGGUGCACUGAUUGAUCGAUUGGCUGAUCGAUCACGGUCGAUUGAGUAAAUUUUGGAAGAUCAGUUGUUCAUGGUGGAAAAAAUAUGAUCGACAGGUUAGGCUUAAAAAAAUAAAAAUAUAGGUAAAAAUGAUGACCAGUGCACCCUAGCGACAAUGGUCAGCAUUGGUUAUCAGUGGUUAAUAAAGGCAAAAGAGCUUAAAGGGAACCUCAGACUUAAAGACUUGUAGGCUCUAAUAAGCCACAAUUGUUCUCUUUUACUAACAUAUGUCAUUAGAAACGCAUAAAAUAUUGUCAUUGAUUUCAAAAUCUAUAAUAUUUAGUACAUGUUUUGACCUACGGAGGGCACCAUGUUUUAUGGACGCUCGGGAUGAUGACGUAGAUUGUCACCGUCACUCGAGGAAUACUACAGGGUUACUGCAAUUCCUUCUACGCGGCUGGACGUCCAACACAUGUGUUCGGUUAAAAGCGGCGAGUAUAUUCUAUUUGUGUUUUUAAUGAGUCUUUUAUUACCUCCAUUGCCUCAAUACUUUUUGAAUGUGUUUCCCUCUCAUACUUAAGCAUUGUGUUUUCUUGUGGUAGCUUUGAAGCACAUUGUUAAUCUGUUGACCACAUUAGUCACGUAGCAUAUUUAAACCACCUGUAUUUCAUAUUACU